AUGGCGCUGCUGCUGCUGCUGCUGGGGCUGCUGGGGCUGCUGCGGCUGUGGCCGGGGCUGGAGCCGAGCCCCACCACUGCCCAGGAGCUGAACCUGAGGAGCAUUGUGCAGAACAACUACAACAUGGCCAGGGUCUCUGGCAUCUGGUACUCCAUCUCCGUGGCCUCCAGCAACCUGACGCGCUUCAGGGAGCACGGGGACCUGCGCGUGUUCGUGCGCCGCCUGGAGCACCUGGACAACGGCAGCCUCAAGUUCGACCUCCGCUUCAGGGUGCAGGGCCAGUGCGUGCCUGUGAUCAUGAUCGGCCAGAGGACAGGGAAGGACGGAGAAUACCUCAUCUCCUACCAGGGUGACAACCGGGUGCUGGUGCUGGAGACGGACUACAGUCUGUUCAUCAUCUUGUACCUGAACAACACGCAGGGCCAGACGAAGACACAGGCGCUGGCGCUGUACGGGCGCACUCCCCACCUGAGCAGCCCCUUCCUGAAGCGGUUUGAGGAAGCCUGCAAGAGGUUCGGGCUGGACCCCGGGACCAUCUUGCUCCUCAGGGGCCAAGAUAACUGUUACCACGAGCGCUAGAGUGGCAGCUGGACCGUCCUGUAGGUGAGCCGCUGGCCGGAGCGGGCAGUGCGGUGGGGAGGAUCCGGCUGGAGGGGGUGGCCACAGGCCCCGCC
Messenger RNA from Ochotona princeps (American pika), 674 nucleotides. Its product is annotated as epididymal-specific lipocalin-9. Gene Ontology annotation, molecular function: small molecule binding. NCBI's taxonomy places the organism in Eukaryota, Metazoa, Chordata, Mammalia, Lagomorpha, Ochotonidae. The record is from RefSeq and is a predicted model, not a curated record. The transcript is spliced from 6 exons. The coding region runs from base 1 to 579 and encodes 192 amino acids.